AUGUCACCGGCGUCAACAACCGUGAGUGCCACGGACAGCGGCAUUUGCGAGGAGUGCCCCCUGAAGAUGGCAGAGCAUGAGGUGAGGAGUUCAUUCAGGACGAUUGAUGCCAGGAAGCCGGCUGGACCAGAUGGCAUCCCCGGAGACUCAUCGCAAGUUGGCAAGGAGGAGUCGGUGGCCACCUUCAAGGGCAACGAGUUCUUCUGCUACGACCUGUCCCUGACGCCCAUCCAGAGCAGCACGGACGAGAUCACGCUCUCCUUCCGCACACAGCAGCGCAACGGCCUCAUGCUGCACACGGGCAAGUCGGCCGACUACGUCAACCUGUCGCUGAAGAGCGGCGCCGUGUGGCUGGUCAUCAAUCUGGGCUCCGGGGCCUUCGAGGCGCUGGUGGAGCCCGUCAACGGCAAGUUCAACGACAACGCCUGGCACGACGUGCGCGUCACGCGGAACCUGCGCCAGGUGACCAUUUCGGUGGAUGGUAUACUGACCACCACCGGCUACACCCAGGAGGACUACACCAUGCUGGGCUCCGAUGACUUCUUCUACAUCGGGGGGAGCCCCAACACGGCCGACUUGCCUGGGUCCCCCGUCAGCAACAACUUCAUGGGCUGCCUCAAGGAUGUGGUGUACAAAAACAACGACUUCAAGCUGGAGCUGUCCCGCCUGGCCAUCGACCGUGACCCCAAAAUCACGCUGAACGGCGACCUGGUGUUCCGCUGCGAGGACGUGGCCGCCCUGGACCCCAUCACCUUCGAGACCCCCGAGUCGUUCGUGGCGCUGCCCAAGUGGAACACCAAGAAGACGGGCUCAAUCUCCUUCGACUUCCGCACCACCGAGCCCAGCGGCCUGCUGCUCUUCAGCCACGGGCGGCCCCAGGGUCCCAAAGAGCAGAAGCCGGGCCGGGAGCUGAAGACGGACUACUUUGCCAUGGAGCUGCUGGACGGGUACUUGUACCUGCUCAUAGACAUGGGCUCCGGCAAGACCAAGCUGAAGACCAGCAACAAGAAGGUCAACGACGGGGAGUGGUGCCACGUCGACUUCCAGCGGGAGGGCCGGAAAGGCUCCAUCUCGGUCAACAGCCGCAGCCUCCCCUUCAGCUCCCCCGAGGGCAGUGAGAUCCUGGACCUGGACGGGGACAUGUACCUGGGCGGCCUGCCCGAGACGCGCGCCGAGCUGGUGCUGCCCCCGGAGGUGUGGACGGCCCUGCUCAACCUGGGCUACGUGGGCUGCGUGCGGGACCUCUUCAUCGACGGCAAGAGCCGGGACGUGCGGCGGCUGGCCGAGAUCCAGAGCGCCAUGGGCGUGAGCAGCUUCUGCACCCGGGAGCAGCAGAAGCGCUGCGGGCCCGGGGGUCCCUGCGGGAACGCCGGAGGACACUGCAAGGAGGGCUGGAACCGCUACAUCUGCGACUGCACCGGCACCGGGUACCUGGGGGGAAACUGUGAGAUAGAGGCCACGGUGCUGAGCUACGAUGGCAGCAUGUACCUGAAGGUCAUCACCCCGCUGGCGCUGCAUACGGAGGCGGAGGACGUGGCGCUGCGCUUCAUGUCCCAGCGCGCCUACGGCCUCCUCAUGGCCACCACGUCCCGCGAGUCCGCCGACACCCUGCGUCUGGAGCUGGACGGCGGCCGCGUCAAGCUCACCGUCAACCUGGAUUGUAUCAGGAUAGACUGUAACCUCAGUAAGGGGCCGGAGACGCUGUUCGCAGGACAGAAGCUCAACGACAACGAGUGGCACGCCGUCAAGGUGGUGCGGAGGGGCAAGAACCUCCAGCUGUCAGUGGACAACGUCACAGUGGAAGGCCAGAUGACGGGCGCCCACACCCGCCUGGAGUUCCACAACAUCGAGACGGGCAUCAUGACCGAGCGCCGCUUCAUCUCCGUGGUGCCGUCCAACUUCAUCGGCCACCUGCAGGGCCUCACCUUCAACGGGGUGCCCUACCUCGACCAGUGCAAGAACGGUGACAUCUCCUACUGCGAGCUCAACGCCCGCUUCGGCAUGCGCCACAUCAUCGCUGACCCCGUGACCUUUCGGACCAAGGGCAGCUACCUGGCGCUGGCCACGCUGCAGGCCUACGCCUCCAUGCACCUCUUCUUCCAGUUCAAGACCACCACGCCCGACGGCCUCAUGCUCUUCAACUCAGGCGACGGCAGCGACUUCAUCGUGGUGGAGCUCGUCAAGGGCUACGUCCACUACGUGUUCGACCUGGGCAACGGGCCGUCGCUGAUGAAGGGCAACUCGGACAAGCCACUGAACGACAACCAGUGGCACAACGUGGUGGUGUCCCGGGACGCCGGCAACGUGCACACGCUCAAGAUUGACUCGCGCACCGUGACACAGCACUCCAAUGGAGCACGGAACCUGGACCUCAAAGGGGAGCUGUAUAUCGGUGGAGUGAUCAAGACCAUGUACGGCAACCUGCCCAAGCUGAUCGCGUCCCGGGACGGCUACCAGGGCUGCCUGGCCUCGGUGGACCUCAACGGGAGACUGCCCGACCUGAUGGCGGACGCCCUCCACAGCGUGGGACAAGUGGAGCGAGGCUGCGACGGACCCAGCACCACCUGUACGGAGGAGUCCUGCUACAACCAGGGCGUGUGUCUCCAACAGUGGGAGGGCUUCAGCUGCGACUGCACCAUGACGUCCUAUGGAGGCUCCUUCUGCAGCGACCAUGGACGGAUGGAUGGAUUCUGUGAUGGUAGAGGGAAGAUGGAUGGAAGAGAAGGGCGGAUGGAUGGACAGACUGCCUGCUGCGCCAAGCCAGCAUCACAUCUCAGGAGUGCUGCAAGGAAAUCUAAAAUAUUGUGUAUCCUGCUAUGCUCACUAUGUUCAGUAUUUCAUUUCGAAAUGUCCACUCCUUACAUCUCCCUCCUUUAAGUCUACCAACAUACUCAACUCGUGUUCUGUAGUCUAGCAUAUAUAUAUGGAAAGAUGAUUCUUUGGACCACAGAAAAAAAAUGAGCUAUUCAGCUAACUUGGGUAUAGAACCUGUUCUGUACAUGGUCCCUGUCAA
Molecule: messenger RNA, 3013 nt
Organism: Gadus chalcogrammus (walleye pollock)
Lineage: Eukaryota; Metazoa; Chordata; Actinopteri; Gadiformes; Gadidae
Gene: nrxn2b
Product: neurexin 2b
Exons: 16
Coding region: 1-2877 (958 amino acids)
Source: RefSeq, a predicted model, not a curated record